Emericellopsis atlantica is the source of this 575-nucleotide messenger RNA. RefSeq lists its product as uncharacterized. Bases 139 to 444 code for a protein of 101 amino acids. NCBI's taxonomy places the organism in Eukaryota, Fungi, Ascomycota, Sordariomycetes, Hypocreales, Bionectriaceae. The transcript has a single exon. The record is from RefSeq and is a predicted model, not a curated record.
ACUUAUCACCAGAUUGACUUUGGGCUGAAAAUCGUUUAUCAACCUCGUGAAACUUGCCAUUCGUGGACCAAGAUCCCAGAACCGUGGAACCAGGAUCUUUGUGUUGGACAUUGAGCAGUUGUGCACACGAGGGCUGCGAUGCUGCCUCAUUUUAUUUCACCGUGGUUUACGCUUCUUUGCGGGAUACAUGCCCAUGCUAUCCUACGCAUUCUGCGUCAGGACUUGGGACACAAAGUUCCGUCUGGAUUCCCCAUCCAUCAUGAACAAAUCGCCAGUGAGCCCAGACUACGUACUCCUGGGCUUUGCUUCACUAAAGUAGGCAUUGCUUACUACACGAUAUACAAAAGUGCGCGGAGAGGAGCAUCUGAUACCCACGAGAAACGACACUAUGAUCAUUCUGAGAGCGCGUGGAAGUACUUUUCCUCAGGCAAACAGGAUAAUUGAUCACCGAGUUGCCCACAGCUUGCGGCAUCGUCGAGUGCUUGGCUAUCACAGCCGUCACCGCGCGUGAAAGCUUUCCCGAAUUUCUUCAAGCGUCUGCCCCCAAGAAAAGGACUUUGUGGAAACAAUGGAAG